ACAAAGGACUUCAAGCAAGCAGCAGUAGCUAGCUAGCACUAGCAUUCACUUCGACAGCACCAGCAGCACGACACACACACUGCAGAAUCCAACUAAGCACAGGCGUCUAUCUCAAGGAGGGUGGUUUGAGCUGAGGAGACACGUUGGACGAUCCCUGUUUAUCACAGGGUAGAGAGAUUUUUGCAGGACCUGUGAGGAAAAUUUACCUUCUUAAACGGACAUUUGACAAAUAGGGGAAGCCCAUUUUUAGUGCUUCUGAGCGUGAUCGAGAGAGCGAGAACACAUUUUCAACCCAGAAACUGGUAGAGAUGUCUCGCAGAAGAAGCCGUAGUCCUAGCCCGCUGCGCACCACCACCAACAGCGAUGACCCACGAGACCUGGCGCGCCGGAUUUUUGUGGGCAAUUUGCCAACGACUCUAAUGGACACGAAGGAUUUGGAAGAACUGUUCAGACAAUAUGGCAAAAUCAAUGCCUUGUCCAUGUUCCGCGGAUAUGGAUUUGUGCAGUUUGAACGAGUGGAAGAGGCAGAAGCUGCAAAGGCGGGACACAGUGGGCGAUUUUAUAAAGGGUACAAACUAGAUAUAAAUAUGGCAGCGGAACGACGACACAAUAAAGCUCAAUCCCGGCCGAGCCCUCCUCGAAGGCAUCCGUACGGUGGCUAUGGGGAGGGCAGGGAUGGCCGCCCUCGGUCACGGUCCCCUAUGCACAACCGCGAAUCACGGGACCACCGAGACGGGCGUGACAUGAGGGACCCAUCUCGCGAAACCUCCAGAGAACGCCCUGGACCACCCAGAGAACAUGGACCCCCACGUGAUCACGACUCUCGAGACCCAGCCUACGAGCGCUAUCGGGGCUCUGAGAGCAGAGAAAAAGAUCCUGCUUUCAGGGAGGAGGGAUAUGAUCGUUACUACCGCGGCAUGGACGAGUACUACAGGAAGAAGGAGGCAUACCGGGAGCCCUACAGAGGAGGAGAACCAUGGAACGGUGCACGCAGGGAGCCACCUCCUGAAGAAGACCGUCUGCGUGAAGGAGAGCGGCGGAGGAACGAGCUCUACAGGCAAUACUACGAGGAGCUUCAGCGGCGCUACGACACCGAGCGCCCUGUGGAUUGCUCAGUCAUUGUGGUCAACAAGCUGCAGAAGGAGUAUGCGGAGACGGUGGGCCGUAAGGUGCGCGACGUGGGCAUGGUGGUGGACCUGAUCUUCCUGAACACGGAGGUGUCCCUGUCGCAGGCCCUUGAGGACGUGGGCCGCGCCCACACGCCCUUCGCCAUCAUCAUCACCCAGCAGCACCAGGUGCACCGCUCCUGCACCGUCAACAUCCUCUUCGGCACACCGCAAGAGCAUAGGAACAUGCCCAUGGAAGACGCCAUGGUACUGGUGGAGCAGAACUUUGUGGCUUACAAGGCGGAGCACCGCGACAAGGAGCGCGAGGAGAUCGCCCGCAAGGCCGCCAAGAUGGCCGACGACGUGCUCAUGAGGGAGCUCGACACGGAGGCACACCCCGUCUCACUGCUGUCCACCAUCACACUGCUGUCAGAGAACAGGUUCCUGACGCCAGAGGAGCUGGACCGGCUGCAGGAGUACCUGCGUGACAAGCGUGAGCGACUGGUGAGAGGCGGUGCUGACGGUCGCAGUGCCAAGCCCCUGCCGUCGGCCGCGGCCUCCUUACACAUGCCCUCCACCACGGCCUACAGGCACGCCGCCCCAGAGGCAGCCUACGAGGGCUCCCAUGCCGUCCACGCUGCUCCCGAGAUGUCCCAUGAGCCCAUGGCCCCGCCCCCGGUCUCCCACCAGUCUGCCGGCCCGCCCCCCACCGCCGCCUCCUCCAAUCAUCAGCAGGAGCUGCAGGCCAAGAUCCUGAGUCUCUUCAACAGCGGCAGCUCCGCCUCCUCCGCCGUUCCACCGGUGUCUCAGGGCUAUGGCUCUGCCAUGGGCAGCCAACAGGCCGGCCUCCCGCCUCCCAAGAUGAGCCCCCAGCCUCGGGGCCCCCCCCAGGGCGUGCCCCCUCCCGGCUACGGCCCCCCUCCCCCCGCCGGCCGCAUGGGCGCCCCGCCACCUAGUGCCCCGCCCGCGCGCCCGCCCCUCUCCACCGGCACGGGGGGCAUCAACUUUGACAACCCCAGCGUGCAGAAGGCCCUGGACACGCUCAUCCAGAGUGGGCCCUCCAUCAACCACCUGGUGAACUCUGGUAGUGCGCCGCCCCCCGCAGGCCCUCGCCCAGGCAUGGGGCCGGGGCCGGGGAUGGGCCAAGGCAUGCCCAUGUCCCACUAUGGCCGGCAUUACUGAGCAGAGACCUGGCCAGUCUGACUCCACACGGCACCUGAUGGCAGUCACAGACGGAACAAGACUCUAGCUUGUUGUUCAGAGCAUCUAUGUUUUGUGUGAACACUCAAGAGAAGAGGCAAGUGACCAGAUUGGUGUUGCCCUUGCUGGGCUGGGACUGCCUAGGAACAACACCCUACCCAAUGGUGCACAUUGGGACUGAUAUGCCCGUAGGGCAGGUUCUAUAUUUUGGUCUUCGUAAAUGCUUUUUAUUUUCACGAGAUUACACUUUUCUAAGCCUGUGUCGGCAUGUAGAUUUUUUUUAUUGUUAUUAUUAUUGAGAAAAAUGCUAACUUGUGACUCUUUUUUCAUGGGGAAAUCUAGCAGGUAGACGACUGCAUGUACAGAAUUAAUUUACUUUCACGCUCUGAAUUUAGACGAUUCUGAACAUUGAUGUUGCUUUUACUCAUUAUUCUGAAUCUGAAUUUGUAAAUAUCUGACAAGCCCAAGGGCACUAAAAUUAAGAUGUGUGAAGAAUAGUUUAUCAUUUUUCUUUUUUUCUGUAAACAUGGUGUCAUAAUAAAGCUUUGUACACAGGAGCUUUAAUAAAAUGGUCUUUUAUUGCA
This is a messenger RNA of Engraulis encrasicolus (European anchovy), 2890 nucleotides long. It is a transcript of the gene ncoa5, whose product is annotated as nuclear receptor coactivator 5. The transcript has 11 exons. Gene Ontology annotation, biological process: regulation of signal transduction. NCBI's taxonomy places the organism in Eukaryota, Metazoa, Chordata, Actinopteri, Clupeiformes, Engraulidae. The coding region runs from base 309 to 2288 and encodes 659 amino acids. The record is from RefSeq and is a predicted model, not a curated record. Gene Ontology annotation, cellular component: nucleoplasm. Gene Ontology annotation, molecular function: RNA binding.